Messenger RNA from Neltuma alba, 1004 nucleotides. Its product is annotated as splicing factor-like protein 1. NCBI's taxonomy places the organism in Eukaryota, Viridiplantae, Streptophyta, Magnoliopsida, Fabales, Fabaceae. The transcript has 2 exons. The record is from RefSeq and is a predicted model, not a curated record. The coding region runs from base 306 to 1004 and encodes 232 amino acids.
UCUCAGGUAUUUUUCUUUCACUCCUAUCGUUGUGACGCUUCACUCCCCUCCCAGAAGUAUAAAGUCGAUGGAUUUUCCAUCAAGAUUAUUCAUCAAGCUGGAUUACGGUCUUGUAAAAUUCCAAAGAGGAUUAGAGGAAGGCAGGUGACCAUUUUGAGGUUUACUUUUAUCCGCAACAUAGGCAGAAGCUUCGAUCAUCAUGUGUUCCCAGUAUUAUAAAGAAAUUUAGGUGUCAUCUUGGGCAAACUGAAGGAUCAGCGAAGGAAUUACUGGAGGAAGAGUGCAUUCUUCAGAAUCUUUCAGGUAUGGUUGGUGAAGCUAGGCAUCAAAUUGAAUACUACCUCAGAGUGCUUAAAAAUGAAGCAGAGGAUGAAGAAGUUGGAUCAUGUGAGGAGCUAGAAGAAGAUCGUGUUGAAGAAGUUGAGCAAAAGCAGCUAGAAGAAAUAUCUCUUAAUGGAAAUGAUCACAAAUCAGGAUUUGUUGAAUCAAAUGAUAAGAAGAGGUGUCUGAAUGUUGCAUCUGGUGAAUUAACUACAUUGCUAUGCUAUCAGUCACGAAAGAAGUGCAAGCAAGUGGGAUCUUCUGGCCUGAAAUUAGAAUCUGGACAUUCAGCGUUGGAGCUCAAUAAUGACACUGUCACUUCACUGGCAUCUAUUGAUAAUUGUUCUUCCAAAGAAGGUACGGGAAGUUCUGGAAAACGAAGGCGCAGCAGAUGGGAACCACAGUCUGAGGAUGAUGGCGUGAAAGACAAUCAGACUUGCAAGAGGAGGAAAACCAGGUGGUCCAGUGAGGACACUCAACUAAAAUUGCUGGGGCCACUUCAGUUGCCUGACUUCACAAAAGAUUUUCUUCUUGGAUGUGAGAAUAAUCCUGAAAUUCAAGGGCUGAAAGCUGAGCUUUUUGAGACUAAUAGAAGAUUGCAUGGACCUCUUCAUGAUGUAGGCUUGGGGAGGAAAGAUCUCCAUCACCAGAGCCAAUAUAUGAUGACCAUGGCAUCAGAAUAA